UCUCUUCGAUGUCUACUAACAGCCACAAGAAUAAUCAUUCAGUGUAGACUGUGGAAGAUAAAGUGAUGUGAUCGUCGAUGAAUUCAAAUCAGCGAUAAACCAUGCUGUGAACGUAAAAAAGGGGUCACCCAAGAUUCCGGAUACUCUGGAACAUUUUCGCGUGGGCGGAUUAUUUUCGUUUGUAUUAUAGUUUAAUGAGUGAACAGCUGAUCGGGAUAAUCGUGCAAUAUGCCAUCUCCUUUUAAUUGCUUCUUAUUGUCUUUACUUUGGAUAUAUGUCAUUGUUGCGAAAAGCGGUCUCACCGAGAAACUUUAUGAUAGAGCUGAGAAACAAAGAUAUGAUGGGUGGUUCAACAAUAUUGCACAUCCGAAUUGGGGAGCUAAAGACAGUCGCCUCAUCAGAAGAGCCCCUUCCGCAUAUUCUGAUGGAGUUUACAUGCUUGCCGGCCAAAACAGGCCAAGUGCUAGGAAGCUGAGCAGAUUGUUCAUGAGAGGGCUGGAUGGCCUCAGUUCAAUGAUGAAUCGUACCGCUUUAUUGGCAUAUUUCGGCCAGUUGGUCACGAAUGAGAUUGUAAUGUCAAGUGAAAGUGGAUGUCCGAUAGAGAUGCACCAUAUAGAAAUAGAGAAAUGUGACGAUGUGUAUGACAAGGAAUGCAGAGGUGAUAAAUAUAUUCCUUUUCAUAGAGCAAGCUAUGAUAAGAAAACGGGGCAAAGUCCGAAUGCUCCAAGGGAACAAUUGAACCGUGUCACUAGUUGGAUAGAUGGGAGUUUUGUUUAUAGUACAAGUGAACCGUGGGUGAAUACAAUGAGAUCUUUCAAAAAUGGUACAUUUAGAACUGAUGAAAGUGGAUUGAUGCCUAUGAGAAAUUCUAUGAGAGUGCCAUUGUUCAAUAAUCCAAUGCCCCAUAUGAUGAAAACACAAAAUAUGGAAAGGUUGUAUUUAUUGGGUGAUCCUAGAACGAAUCAAAACCCCGCUCUUCUAGCCUUAAGUAUAUUAUUUUUUCGCUGGCAUAAUGUAGUGGCUGGACGUAUUCAAAAACUUCAUCGAACAUGGACAGACGAAGAAAUAUUUCAAGAAACUCGAAGAUACGUCAUAGCAACGAUGCAGAACAUUAUAGUAUAUGAAUACUUGCCAGCUUUCAUUGGUCAAAAGUUACCGAAAUAUGGAGGAUAUAAGCAGGACAUCCAUCCAGGAAUAGCUCAUGUGUUUCAGAGUGCGGCCUUCAGGUUCGGGCAUUCUUUAAUACCUCCAGGAUUGUACAGGAGAGAUAGCCAAUGCAACUACAAGAAAACAUCAAUGGGUCAUCUAGCACUCAGAUUGUGUUCAACAUGGUGGGAUUCUAAUGAAAUUCUGUCGAACAAUUCCUUCGACGAAUUAAUAAUGGGUAUGUCCUCCCAGUUGGCAGAAAAAGAAGAUUCUCUGCUCUGCUCAGAUGUCAGAGAUAAACUUUUCGGACCGAUGGAGUUUUCACGAAGAGAUCUGGGAGCCUUAAACAUAAUGCGAGGCAGAGACAAUGGUUUGCCAGAUUACAAUACUUUAAGGUCACAUUACCGUUUGAAAAGAAUAGAAAAUUGGUCUGAUAUCAAUCCGAAACUCUUCAAAGAAAGACCUGAAAUACUUCAAACUUUAGUGUCUGUAUAUAGUAAUAAUAUUGACAACGUGGAUGUUUAUGUUGGAGGAAUGUUGGAGAGCAUAGGAGGUCCUGGGGAAUUGUUCACAGAAGUGAUAAAGGAGCAAUUCAUGAGGCUCAGAGAUUCUGAUAGAUUUUGGUUCGAGAAUAAGGAGAACGGGCUCUUCACAAAAGAAGAAAUAGAAACUAUACGAAAAAUAACUCUCUGGGAUAUUAUUGUUAAUGCAACAAAUAUAAAGCCUAAUGAUAUUCAACAAAAUGUUUUCUACUGGAAAGAUGGCGAUCCUUGCCCUCAGCCUAUGCAGUUGAAUGCAUCAAUGAUGGAGCCUUGCGUAAUGCACCAUGGAUAUGACUAUUUUGAGAACAACGAAAUAGCAUACAUAUAUUCUUGCAUAUUCCUUCUCUUCGUACCAAUAUUCUGCGCUGGUGCUGGCUAUGGAGUGGUCAAGCUUCAAAAUAGAAGAAGGCGUCGUUUAAGAAUGCAACAAGAAGAAGUAGUAGCACGCAGUGGCAAACUGCCGCUGGAUACUAUGGUCGUUGAAGAAUGGCUCCACGCAAAUCACAAAAGACUAGUCAAGAUCAGAUUUGGUCCAGAGGUUACCAUCAACAUAAUAGGGAGAAAAGGGGAGAAGUUGAGAACUGCUGAUUUCAAAUCGGUUGAUUCCGUACAUGUUGAAGAAUCAGCAGGAAGCUCAUCAAAGAGAAAACCUGUUAUUUUGAUCAAAGUACCCAGAGAUCACGACAUGGUAGUGGAAUUGGACUCUAUUGGUUCGAGAAAAAAGUUUAUGAAUAAACUAGAAAUAUUUCUAUCGUCUAAUAAGAAGAACCUAGUGUGUUCUCAGGUUGCUAGAGAAAUAAUAUUGGCAAAGGCAGAAACGCGGGAAAGAAGGCAGAAAAAAUUGGAACAUUUCUUUCGAGAAGCUUAUGCUCUUACUUUCGGUCUUAGACCAGGUGAACGGAGAAGAAGAUCUACUACUAGUAUUGAUGGGGAAGUAGUUACAGUAAUGCGAACAUCACUCACCAAAGCAGAAUUUGCCAACGCUCUAGGUAUGAAGCCAGAAGCAGUUUUCGUGAAGAAAAUGUUCAAUAUUGUUGAUAAGGAUGGAGAUGGCCGAAUAUCAUUCCAGGAAUUCUUAGAUACAGUGGUUCUAUUUUCUCGAGGAAAAACUGAAGAUAAGCUUCGCAUCAUUUUCGAUAUGUGUGACAAUGAUGGCAAUGGAGUAAUUGACAAGGGUGAAUUGUCAGAAAUGUUGAGGUCUUUGGUAGAAAUAGCACGAACUACUAGUUUAUCAGAUGAUCAUGUUACUGAACUUAUUGAUGGGAUGUUUCAGGAUGCAGGUCUGCAACAUAAAAAUUUCCUCACAUACUCAGAUUUCAAAGAAAUGAUGAAAGAAUAUAAAGGCGAUUUUGUUGCCAUUGGUUUAGAUUGUAAAGGAGCAAAACAAAAUUUCUUAGACACUUCAACUAAUGUAGCAAGAAUGACUAGUUUUCAUAUAGAGCCAUCUACAGAAUCAGAAAGGGGAGCAAUAAGAGCUAAAUGGGAUGGUCUGAUAACAUUUUUAGAAGAGAAUAGGCAAAACAUAUUUUACUUAUUCAUUUUCUAUGUUGUUACAAUAGCUCUCUUCGUAGAAAGAUUUAUUCAUUACUCAUUUAUGGCAGAACAUACAGACCUUCGUCAUAUUAUGGGAGUAGGAAUAGCAGUAACUAGAGGUUCUGCUGCUUCUCUGUCAUUCUGUUAUAGUAUUCUUCUCUUAACGAUGUCGAGAAAUCUUUUGACCAAACUAAAAGAAUUUUCCUUGCAACAAUACAUCCCAUUAGAUGCCCACAUCCAGUUUCAUAAGAUUGCAGCUUGUACUGCUCUAUUCUUCUCACUUUUACACACAGUGGGGCAUAUAAUUAAUUUUUAUCAUAUAUCAACGCAACCUGUAGAAAACUUGAAAUGUCUGACCAACGAAGUCAGAUUUGCAUCUGAUGUAAGACCUGGAAUAACUUUUUGGCUAUUUCAAACUAUAACUGGUGUCACAGGAAUCUUACUCUAUGUUAUCAUGUGUAUCAUAGUGAUAUUCGCUCAUCCAACAAUCAGAAAAAAAGCUUACAACUACUUCUGGUCCACUCACAGCCUGUAUAUAGGGCUUUAUUUGUUAAGUCUCAUUCAUGGUCUGGCAAGAUUAACAGGUCCACCAAGAUUUUGGAUAUUUCUCUUAGUACCUGGGAUCAUUUACAUCCUCGAUAAAAUUGUUAGUUUGAGAACAAGAUAUAUACCACUAGAUGUGAUAGAAACAGAAUUACUACCUUCAGAUGUGAUAAAAGUACUGUUUUAUCGUCCACCUAACUUCAAAUAUUUAUCUGGUCAAUGGGUUCGCCUAGCAUGUAGUGCCUUCAAGAAUAGAGAAUAUCAUUCUUUCACCCUAACUUCUGCACCUCAUGAAAACUUUUUGUCAUGUCACAUCAAAGCUCAAGGUCCUUGGACUUGGAAACUAAGGAACUAUUUCGAUCCUGGAAAUUUCAAACCAGAUGAUCAUCCCAAAAUCCUUCUAGAAGGACCUUUCGGUGGUGGUAACCAGGACUGGUAUAAAUUCGAAGUAGCCGUAAUGGUUGGUGGUGGUAUUGGAGUAACCCCAUACGCAUCCAUACUUAAUGAUCUAGUAUUUGGUACCUCAACCAAUAGAUACUCUGGAGUUUCUUGUAAAAAAGUUUAUUUCUUAUGGAUUUGCCCCUCUCAUAAACAUUUCGAAUGGUUUAUCGAUGUAUUGAGAGAUGUUGAAAGAAAGGAUGUUACAAAUGUUUUAGAAAUCCAUAUUUUUAUCACACAGUUUUUCCACAAAUUCGACCUAAGAACUACUAUGCUGUAUAUAUGUGAGAAUCAUUUCCAAAGACUAUCCAAAACAUCUAUAUUCACUGGCCUGAAAGCAGUCAACCACUUCGGAAGACCAGACAUGACAUCAUUUUUGAAGUUCGUCCAAAAACGGCAUAGCUAUGUGAGCAAAAUUGGAGUAUUCAGUUGUGGACCUAGACCAUUAACGAAAAGUGUCAUGUCCUCCUGCGAUGACGUCAAUAAAGGCAGAAAACUCCCAUAUUUUGUGCAUCAUUUCGAAAACUUUGGUUAAAUAGUUAUCUUCAACUGAUUUAUUGAUUGGUUAACAAGCCUACGAAAAUAUUAUAUACUUAAUGUAAAUAUGUACAUAUAUAAUAAUCAAUUAAUUAUUUAAUGAAAUGAAUGUAUGAACUGAUUGAAUAUAUCACUUUUUAAGAA
Molecule: messenger RNA, 4883 nt
Organism: Harmonia axyridis
Lineage: Eukaryota; Metazoa; Arthropoda; Insecta; Coleoptera; Coccinellidae
Product: dual oxidase
Exons: 20
Coding region: 229-4737 (1502 amino acids)
Biological process (GO): response to oxidative stress
Molecular function (GO): heme binding; peroxidase activity; calcium ion binding
Source: RefSeq, a predicted model, not a curated record